Messenger RNA from Macaca mulatta (Rhesus monkey), 948 nucleotides. Its product is annotated as olfactory receptor 51L1-like. Lineage: Eukaryota; Metazoa; Chordata; Mammalia; Primates; Cercopithecidae. The record is from RefSeq and is a predicted model, not a curated record. Gene Ontology annotation, molecular function: olfactory receptor activity; G protein-coupled receptor activity. Gene Ontology annotation, cellular component: plasma membrane. Gene Ontology annotation, biological process: G protein-coupled receptor signaling pathway.
AUGGUAGACUGGAAUAACAGUGAUGCUAUGGAGCCCAUAUUUAUCUUGAGGGGUUUUCCUGGACUGGAGUAUGCUCAUUCUUGGCUCUCCAUGCUCUUCUGUCUUGCAUAUUUGGUAGCAUUUACGGGUAAUGUUACCAUCCUCUCUGUCAUUUGGACAGAAUCCUCACUCCAUCAGCCCAUGUAUUACUUUAUUUCUAUCUUGGCAGGGCAUGACCUGGGGAUGUCCCUGUCUACACUUCCCACCAUGCCUGCUGUGUUAUGAUUGGAUGCUCCAGAGAUUCAGGCAAGUGCUUGCUAUGCUCAGCUGUUCUUCAUCCACACAUUCACAUUCCUGGAGUCCUCAGUGUUGCUGGCCAUGGCCUUUGACCGUUUUGUUGCUAUCUGCCAUCCACUGCAUUACCCCACCAUCCUCACCAACAGUGUAAUUGGCAAAAUUGGUUUGGCCUGUCUGCUGCGAAGCUUGGGAGUUGUACUUCCCACACCUUUGCUACUGAGACACUAUCAAUACUGCCAUGGCAAUGCCCUCUCUCAUGCCUUCUGUUUGCACCAGGAUGUUUUGAGAUUAUCCUGUACAGAUGCCAGGAUCAAUAACAUUUAUGGGCUUUGUGUAGUCAUUGCCACACCAGGUGUGGAUUCAAUCUUCAUCCUUCUUUCUUAUGUUCUGAUUCUUAAUACUGUGCUGGGUAUUGCAUCUUGGGAAGAGCAGCUAAAGGCACUCAACACAUGUGUAUCCCAUAUCUGUGUGGUGCUCAUCUUCUUUGUGCCAGUUAUUGGGGUGUCAAUGGUCCAUCGCUUUGGGAAGCAUCCAUCUCCCAUAGUCCACGUCUUCAUGGCAGACAUCUACCUUCUUCUUCCCCCAGUCCUUAACCCUAUUGUCUAUAGUGUCAGAACAAAGCAGAUUCAUUUAGGAAUUCUCUGCAAAUUUGUCCUAAGGAGGAGGUUUUAA